Rosa chinensis is the source of this 4042-nucleotide messenger RNA. RefSeq names its product protein PLASTID MOVEMENT IMPAIRED 1-RELATED 1. The transcript is spliced from 3 exons. Bases 263 to 3700 code for a protein of 1145 amino acids. NCBI's taxonomy places the organism in Eukaryota, Viridiplantae, Streptophyta, Magnoliopsida, Rosales, Rosaceae. The record is from RefSeq and is a predicted model, not a curated record.
AAGAGGCAGCGGCAAUUCAAACAGGCUGGGAGAGUGACAUAGACAGAGGAAGAGAAACGCGCUCAGAAAAACUCCGAAAUUCUCUCUCUCUUUCUAUAAGAUUUCAAUUCUUCCCUCUUUCAAUUCAAAAUCCUCCGACUUUUUCUCCCAAAAUCCCAGCUUUCAAUUUCCGCAAAGUCCAUGACUUUGUGAUCCUAGAGUGAGUUAGGGUUUUCGAUUCUGAUUCAGUCCUCUGUCGCUGGCCAGCUCCAAUCGGUAGAAAAUGUCAAAAUUUGAAGGAGGUAGGAAGAUGGGAGGGGAUUCGGGUAAUGCGAAAUUGUUGAAUGAGAUUGAGACUAUAAGCAAAGCCCUGUACGCAGGCAAAAGGCACUCUAGGAGUAAUAGUUCAAUUUCUACAGGGAGUAAUGCGUCGAAAACUCAGGGGAAGAACCUUUUGCCUGAUCCAAAAUCAAAGCCCAAGUCUGGUGGGGAGAACUCAUUGCUUAAAGAGAAGAGGUCAUUUUGGAAUUGGAAGCCCCUGAAGGCGUUUAGCCAUAUCCGAAACUGUAGGUUUAACUGCUGCUUUUCUCUCGAAGUUCAUUCCAUCGAAGGGUUGCCGUCGAAUUUGAACGGCAUUAGUCUCUGUGUGCAUUGGAAGAGGAGGGAUGGGAUUUUCGUUACUAGUCCGAUGAAGGUUGUUCAAGGCGUGGCAAAAUUUGAGGAGAAAUUGACUCACACAUGCUCUGUGUACGGUAGUAGGAGCGGGCCCCAUCAUUCGGCAAAGUAUGAGGCAAAGCAUUUCUUGCUAUAUGCUUCUGUGUUUGGUGCACCGGAACUUGAUUUGGGGAAGCAUAGGGUUGAUCUCACGAGGUUGCUUCCUCUGACAUUGGAGGAAUUAGAGGAGGAGAAGAGCUCAGGGAACUGGACAACGAGUUUUAAACUAUCAGGAAAGGCUAAAGGUGCAACACUUAAUGUGAGUUUUGGGUAUACGGUGCUUAAGGAUAAUUCCACUGCAUCAAGAAAUAGCCAGAAUGCUCCUGAGGGGGUGAUUUCAAGGCAGAGUAGCUCGAGUUUGGCAAAAGCAGGGACCAAAUAUGGUCAGGUUGAUGCCAGGACAACUAUGCAGCGUGGUGAAAGUCUUCCUAAUUCGCGCUCAAGGGCCUCAUCUCGCUCCGUAGAGGACAUAAGGGAUCUUCACGAGGUUUUACCAAUAUCAAAGUCGGAACUAUCCAGUUCAGUUAAUGUGCUCUAUCAGAAAUUUGAUGAAGAAGAGAAGUCGGGCACUCCAGCUGUUUACAAGCCUGAACUUGAAGUGCUCACCGAGACUGUUGAGUCCAUAAAGACGACUUCCUUCCCCUCGCCUGUUUCUAGUAAAGUAACAGUAGAGGAUGAGUGUGAAGAGGAUGACUUUUCUGUAGUUGAGCAGGGGAUAGAACUGCCAUCAAAGGAAGUGAUGGAACCAGAAAUUAUUACAGAGGCUACUGAUGCUUCUGCAGCAGAAGGUCAUGUUGCUGAAAUCACCACUGGACAGGUAGCAGCUGAAGAAGGAAAUGAGGUCCAUUCCCAGGUUGAGGGACAAGGUGGUUGUAUGGAUGGACUUGUGGUAUGUAAUUCUAGUUCCAAAGAAGAUGGCUUAUGCACCAAAGAAUCACUUAUGAAAGACCUAGAGUCGGCUUUAAGUAUUGUGUCAGAUUUGGAGGCAGCAGGACUAGAAUCUCCUGAACACCUAAAAUGUUAUGUAGAUGAUAAACUAUAUAAAAGAAAUAUGAUGGGGAGUCCAUGUAGCUUGGAUGAUGUUACAGAAAAUGAGUUCUUGAGCAUGCUAGGGAUAGAGCAAAGUCCAUCUUGCAUUAGCUUUGAGAGUGAACCUGAGUCUCCAAGAGAGCGUCUGCUAAGACAGUUUGAGAAGGAGACACUCGCCGCGGGUUGUUCUUUGUUUGAUGAAUUUGACAUAGUAACCGAUGACCAAGCAGAAUGCAGCUACCGUGAUGCAGCUGGGUCUGAUUGGGGCCACCUGUCUGAGAGUUUUGAUCUUUCUGCCAUGAUUCAAGCUGCAGAGGAGGAGCAUCAGAUGGCAGCUCAACCAGCAAGGAGUAAAGCAAAGGCCAAAAUGUUGGAAGAUUUGGAGACAGAAGCAUUAAUGCGUGAGUGGGGUUUGAAUGAGAUGGCGUUUCAGCAUUCUUCCCCAAAAAGCUCUCAUGGUUUUGGAAGUCCAUUAGAUUUGCCUCUUGAAGAUCCACUUGAACUGCCUCCCCUUGGAGAAGGCAUAGGCCCUUUUCUUCAGACAAAGAAUGGAGGAUUUGUACGGUCAAUGAACCCCACACUUUUCAAAAAUGCUAAAAGUGGUGGUGACUUGAUCAUGCAGGUUUCUAGCCCUGUUGUGGUACCAGCAGAAAUGGGCUCUGGGGUAAUGGAUAUAUUGCAGCAUUUGGCAUCAGUAGGAAUCGAAAAGCUUUCUAUGCAGGCAAAUAAGUUAAUGCCCUUGGAAGAUAUUACUGGAAAGACGAUGGAGCAAGUAGCAUGGGAAGCUGUGCCUGCUUUGGAAGGACCUCAGAGGGAUUGUAUCUCGCAGCAUGAAUCAGUUGUUGGGCAAGAUGUACCAGAUGGGCGAACAAGAGUCAAAGGAAGUUCAUCUGGGCCCAAGUCUAAGAAGUCUAAGAAAAACACAGUUGGCGAUGAGAUGGCCUCAGAAUAUGUUUCUUUAGAAGAUCUUGCACCUUUAGCCAUGGAUAAAAUUGAAGCACUUUCAAUUGAGGGGUUGAGAAUACAAUCUGGGAUGUCAAAUGUGGAUGAACCUUCAAGCAUUAGCACAGAGUCUGUUGCGCAAAACCCAGCUCUCCAGGGCAAGGGUGUUAAUGUUGGUGAAUUCCUUGGUUUGGAGGGAGCUGCUGGAUUGCAGUUGCUGGACAUAAAAGAUGGUGGUAAUGAUGUUGAUGGACUAAUGGGCCUUUCAUUAACUCUUGAUGAAUGGAUGAAACUUGAUUCUGGUGAGAUUGAUGAUGAAGAUCAUAUUAGUGAGAGAACUACCCAAAUCCUUGCUGCUCAUCAUGCAAACUCUUUGGACAUGAUUCGCGGGGGGUCGAAGGGAGAGAGAAGGCGUGGUAAAGGAGCAAGAAAGUGUGGGUUAUUGGGGAAUAAUUUCACAGUAGCAUUAAUGGUGCAACUUCGUGAUCCACUAAGAAACUAUGAGCCUGUUGGGGCUCCAAUGCUUGCUCUUAUUCAAGUUGAGAGAGUGUUUCUCCCACCAAAGCCCAAGAUUUACAGCACAGUUUCUGAACUAAGGAAAAGUAAUGAAGAGGAUGAUGAGUCUGGGUCAGUGGUGAAAGAGGACAUCAAAGAGGAGAAAAAAGAUGAGAAACUUCCUGAAGAGGAAGCUAUUCCUCAGUUUAAAAUCGCUGAAGUCCACGUCGCUGGUCUGAAAACGGAGCCCGGAAAAAAGAAGCUAUGGGGUAAUACAAACCAGCAACAAUCAGGUUCCCGCUGGUUGCUUGCUAAUGGAAUGGGGAAAAACAAUAAGCAUCCAUUUUUGAAGUCAAAGGCCAAGGCUGCUCCGAAAUCUUCUACUUCAGCAACAACAAAGGUGCAGCCUGGUGAUACGUUGUGGAGCAUCUCUGCUCGUGUUCAUGGCGAUGGAUCAAAAUGGAAGGAAUUGGCGGCUCUAAAUCCGCAUAUAAGGAACCCCAAUGUUAUCUUACCAAAUGAAACUAUCAGAUUGUGCUGAGUGCUUGGUGGCCUUGAUUUAUACCCUUUUGUGGGAUUUUGACCUUUUCAGCUGGCUUGUUACUGGAGUCCAUGUAAAGAGGUAGUUCACAGAGUCCAGACUCCAGACAAGGUUGAUUGUUGUGCACGUGAUGUUAUUCUUGUAUUUGCUUGAAACAUGCUCAACCGACGGGCAACAAGAGAUAUAAAUCCAUCUCAUGUUCAAUUCUAUCAUCAUUUCUGUUGUAAAUUCAUAGGUCUUGCAAGUACUCGUGCAAUAAUAGUUAUGUCAAAGCUUUUAUUUGCUGCAAUUAGCGUGCAACAGUUGGAAUGUUUUGCAAUGAAAUGAAUAAAUUUUUUGGUA